CGAAGAAGGCCAUAGUGUGACGUAAACGACGAUCUAAACAAGUAUCAGCUGUGUAGCAGUCAUUGUUCGUAUCAUCCGUAUUGGCAGGCAUACAAGAAUCCUGUUUUUUCGUGGAUUUAUUUGCUUUGUACGGGGAACGUUGUUCGUAGGUAAAGAAAGAAGUAAGCGCGCGUGUGGAUUUUCUAAACGUAAGGAGGAAAUAAAAAAAAGGAGAGAGGCGAGAAGAACUUUCCCGUGCAACGUAAUCGUGGCUGCGUGCGUGCUUCAGCCCCAGCCACAGCCCCACCAACGAACUCGAGAGGGACAAUAAUCGUGUGAAAAACGGGGCGGUACGCGCAUAAGCCUGGCCUCGAGCGGCGAGUCGGACGACGGUGGACUCGCUCCGCCACCGCGCAAAAGGUCCCGUAGUUCUCUCCCGGCUACUCUAAGACCAGCGGACGAGCACCACUCCAAUCCAGAGAUGGAGAACUAUCGAAUCUCAAGACGUAUCGACGUCGGAUUCCUUUCGUAUGCGCUGUAUCCCCGAGCGGUUUUCUUAUUUAUCCAAAUUCUUCCGUCGAAUUCUUAUUGAUUCUCUCUCUCUUUAAUGCAAACUUAUACGGUUUUCAAAUUUAAUCGCACAAAAAACAAAAAAAAAAAAAAAAAAAAAAGUAAAUAAAUAUAUCAAAAAUAGAAAACAAAAAGAUAGAGAGAGAAGAUAUUACAUGUCAAGAUAAAAAUGUUACGCUUAGUACGCAUAUGCGUUAGUAUUCCGGACAAGUAUUGCAACCACGGUAACAUUUCCGUGUGCAUAACAGCGUAAUGCAGCAGCAGGCCUCAAACGGUGGAGUUUCUUCUGGGCUGCAACAGAACGGAGCUACGGCUGACACUGGGGGACCACACGCUAAUGGCAAUGUGAUACCGGAAUCCGAUAAUGACAUCAAUGGUGUGAAUGGGGAAACUAAUCCAAGUUUAGGACCUCCAAAAAUAAUGGACAAAACUAAUCAGGACAUUGUGAGACUCAUCGGGCAACAUUUGAAAACUGUUGGGCUAGACCGCACAGCAGAUCUACUUAUGCAAGAAUCAGGCUGUCGGUUGGACCAUCCAGCAGCUGCAAAGUUCAGACAGCAUGUUAUGGAUGGAGAUUGGAACAAAGCAGACCAUGACCUUAAUGAAUUAAAGUCCUUUUUAAAUGGUGCAAGUCAGAGCUUGGUGGAAAUGAAAUUCCUACUCUUAGAGCAAAAGUAUCUGGAAUAUUUGGAGGAAGGCUUAGUACUAGAAGCUUUACAGGUUUUACGCAAUGAAUUGACACCCCUGGGCCACAAUACGGGCCGUGUUCAUCAAUUGUCAGCAUUUAUGAUGUGUAGCGGGCGUGAUGAAUUACAGACACGUGCAGGCUGGGAUGGUAAAGGUUCAGCUUCCAGAGCAGCACUUAUGGAUAGAUUGCAAAGGUAUCUUCCACCUUCCAUUAUGCUGCCACCACGUCGGCUUCAUUCAUUGCUUUGUCAAGCAGUGGAAAUGCAAAAUCAGCAGUGCACAUACCAUGUAACGCAUAUGCAGACAAGUUUGGAAAAUGUGUCGCUGCUUGUGGACCACAGUUGUAGCAAAGAACAAUUUCCGUGCCAUACUGUACAAUUGCUGAAUGAUCAUUGCGACGAAGUUUGGUAUUGCAAAUUCUCUCCUGAUGGUCUUAAAUUAGCCACAGGUUCUAAAGAUAUGACUGUGAUUAUUUGGGAUGUCGAUCCGGAAACCUUAAGAGUAACGCACAGAAAAACAUUGGAAGGACAUACAUAUGGCGUUGCGCUUAUAGCUUGGAGUCCAGACAGUAGCCAUCUUAUUGCUUGUGGUCCUGAAGAUUGUCCUGAAUUAUGGCUUUGGUGCGUGGAUACGCCUGACUGUGAAUUACGUGUUAAAUUAACGCAAAGUACCGAUGAUUCUCUGACAGCCUGUGCCUGGCAUCGAGAUUCAAAUAAAUUUGUUACUGGAGGACUUCGUGGUCAGUUCUAUCAAUGUGAUACGGAUGGUAAUAUCUCAGAUUCAUGGGAAGGCGUUAGAGUUAAGUGCUUAUGGUGUAGAAGCGAUGGAAAAACUGUUUUAGCAGCUGAUUCUCAUCAUCGAAUUCGAGGAUAUAAUUUUGACGAAUUAUGUGAUUUUACAAUAUUACAAGAGGAUCAUCCUGUCAUGUCCUUUAGUGUAAACAAAGCGGAUAGACUUGCUUUACUUAAUGUGGCUAAUCAGGGUGUACAUUUAUGGGAUUUACAAGAUCGUUGUUUAGUAAGGCGUUUUCAAGGUGUUACCCAAGGACAUUUUACAAUUCAUAGCUGUUUUGGAGGUAUCAAUCAAGAUUUUAUCGCGUCUGGUAGUGAAGACAAUAAAGUGUACGUAUGGCAUAUCAAGCGAGAGCUCCCCAUAGCGACUUUAACAGGGCACAGUCGAACGGUUAAUUGUGUUUCGUGGAAUCCUGUUUAUCAUCAAAUGAUGGCUUCUGUAUCUGAUGAUUGUACAGUUAGGAUAUGGGGACCAAGGUCUUCCUCUCCCGAAAAAGCUGAUAAUGAUAAGACUGCAUCGGUAGAAAGUGCAUCCUCAAAUAGCAGUGGCUGGCACGAAAUGGUAUCGUAGCGAAUUACAGCACAUCAAAAUUCCCAUGACUUCAUGGUGUUCAAAAGACUGUUUUACUGAAUGUCAUGCUGACUUUUUCCUGCCCAUCGCAAUUAUCCCUCUGUGCCUCACUAUCAUCAAUUUAUAGACCAUCAAUUAAAUGUGGAGGUAAAUGGGGGAUAUGGACGUUAGCAAUAAACUGCUAACCAAUAAAAUGCUAAUCAGAUAUGUAAAAAUUUGGGAACUUAUGUGUACGUUUCUUUUUGGUUGAUUUACGGAUUUUAUAUAAUAUAUAAUCCGUCUCACUAUAUCUCACAUUGAGCUGUGUGAUUUAUUCAUACGAGGUAAUACUUGAAAAUAAAAAGAGAGGAGCAUAAUAAAAAAUAAAUAUAAUAUGUUAUGGCAGUAUAGAAACUAAAGAAAUUCCGUCUUAGAAUUAGUGUAAGGGUGAAGGUUUAUAUGCAUGAAUAAAGAAAUUAAGAAGAGGGCAACCAUUUGGUCACACUGUUUUGACAAGGAUUAUGUGAAAUCUGUUUAAUCAUGCUAAUAAAACACAUUGUAAAUAACAGUCGUACGUGUAGUGAAUCUCUAACUCGUUUUAUAUUUCAUCAGUGGAAAAGACAAGAUCUAUGUUUCUAGCAUACAAACCGAACUUGACGUCUUAUAUCGAACGAGAAUGCUUCAUGUGAUAUGCUGUUAAUCUUGAAAGGUUACUAGAUGAUUAAAUAUAGUGAACACAGAAAAUAAGAGAAAAGAAUUUCGAACUUUGUAUAUUGCCAUGCAAUAAAAAAAAGAAAUAAAUACAGGUUUUAUAAUUAUAAUUUUGUUUAAUAGAAGGAACUUGGAGUGCAAAGAUGAAAAAUUUUACAAGUUUAUCUCUAUAAUUUUAAUACACAAAAUCGAGUGUAUAAGUAAACAAUGUAUAAUUAUGUUUGUAUGUUUGUCUUUUAACUGCCACAUUUUCAAAAUAAAAACUCGAUUCAAAUUUCAAUUUAAUGCAUUAAAUAUAUCCAAGGCACGAUAAACAUUUUAUGCAUGACCUCAUAUCCUAUAAAAAUCAUUUUUAUAAACAUACCAUUUGGUUUUAAUAUUUAAAAAAAAAAAAAAAAAAAAAAAAGAAAAAAAAAGAAAAAAAAAAGAAAAAAAAUUGCUGUAUUGAAAAAAAAAAAAGCGAAAAAAAAUCCCAACUUUUAAUCCACAUUAAAUGUAUCUAAUCAGUAAGAAUUUUUAAUGGCAGUUAUGGGACGAAUUGUUAAAAUCUUUAUUUUUCUAUAAUAAGGUAUUAAUAUCAAUGAAUUUGAUAUCUGUUAAAAAGUGAUAUAAGCAUAAAGCAGAAGAUAUUUCAAUGAGUAUCCAAACUUCAAAUAUCUAUCUGUAAAUGCUGCUCAUAAUGUCCCUUUGCAUGUUAACUUUGCUUUGCAUGCAAAAAAAGAUUGCUAACAUACUUUACUAUAAUAUACAUGCUACUUAAACAAAAUGCAAGAAAAAAAAGACAAAGAAAUUUAAUUUUGCACAGAGAAAGUGAAAAGAUCUAAUCAUCCUGAAGUGUAUGUAUAAAAGUGCUUACUUUCAUAGUAAAUAUUAUAUAUAUAAAUAUAAAAAGAAAAAAAAAAAAAAAAGAAGAAAGAAAGAAAGAAAAAAAAUAAUAACAAAAGAAAUAUCUGUAGUUGAUGCUCCCAUAUAGUACUAUUAGAAAAAUAUAUUAAUCACGAUUAUCAUUUGCAUUUACCUCUGGUGCCUUAGCACUUUAUAAACUAACUAAAUAUUUCCAGCACUUUAUCAUAAUUUAUAAUAGCAUAUAUAAUACGUUUCAUACAGUUUACAUUAUGAUGAAGUAUAAUGUCUAUAAAAUUGUACAAAAGUUCCACUCAUUUAUAAGUAACCUUUCGAUUUAACUUAAGCAUUCACGUGAUGUUUUACAAUGGCUUCUUCAUAUGCAGCCUAAUAUGUAUAACUUUAAAUAGAUUAUUAUAUCAAUAGCAAACCAUCUGUACAUGGUCUGUCUUUUGUACUUUUCCUCACGAUAUUAUAAAAAGCAAUAAUGAAGAUUGUAGAGAGAAGUAACUUGUAUAUAGAAGAUAUACUACAUGUUUGCUUUACGAUUUAAUAUCCUUAAUAGAUAAAAUACUGAGACAAAUUAAUGCCAUUAUUAUUUGAUAAUUGAAAAUAUUAUUAUCUCUACAGACAUCUCUGUUUAAUAUAUAAAUUUCACUCAGUUAUAUACUUCCAAAGUACGAAUCAUUAAUCUAUUACUAUCUAUAAUUUUUCAGCUUUUUAUUUUGUAACAGAAGAAGUUUUAUACAUAACUAUAUUUAAUGCAAUAUGUUUUCAAGGCAAUUAAUAGUUAUUAAUGUUUAAAUAUACUGUCAAUCGUUUAACUUUCUCAAUAUAGUUUUUUUUUUCUACAACAAAAUAAAAAAAGUAUACUAUGAUGUUUAAUAUUAUUAUGUGAUGAAAUAAAUCAACGAUAAGGAAACGAAUGAUAUUUAGUAUUUUUCGAUUAUGUUAUUCUCUUUUUUGUCAAUUUUUAAGCAAGAGUUACAUUUUAGUUUGUUAUCUGAUAUGUAAAUAAAGUAAUAAAUGUAUACUGUUUUAUUAUAUAAAGAAAAAAAAAAAAAAAAAAAAAAGAAAAAAAAACAAAACAUUGAUGUGCAACAAUGACUCUUAUUGAGAGAAAAUUUUGUUUUCAUUUAUAAAAAUAUCAUUAUCAUAAUUAUUUCACGUGUACUUAACUCUAAAAGAGUACUAAUAGCCAUUAUUAUAGAUUAUUAUGUAUGCAUUAUUACAAUAAUGUAUAUGAAAAACACAUCCAUUGGAACCAAUCAAAAGCUGUUAGUACUCUUAUUACCAUGUCCCAUAUACAAGAUGUAUGCAUUGUUCUAAAACUAUUACAUGAUUUAUUAAUGAAUAUCCAAAAAAAAAAAAAAAAAAAAAAAAAAAAGAAGAAAAACAGAAAAAGAAAAGAAAAAGAAGAAA
Molecule: messenger RNA, 5553 nt
Organism: Vespa velutina
Lineage: Eukaryota; Metazoa; Arthropoda; Insecta; Hymenoptera; Vespidae
Product: WD repeat-containing protein 26
Exons: 11
Coding region: 802-2598 (598 amino acids)
Biological process (GO): proteasome-mediated ubiquitin-dependent protein catabolic process
Cellular component (GO): GID complex
Molecular function (GO): protein binding
Source: RefSeq, a predicted model, not a curated record